Girardinichthys multiradiatus is the source of this 4316-nucleotide messenger RNA. It is a transcript of the gene bcam, whose product is annotated as basal cell adhesion molecule (Lutheran blood group). Bases 255 to 2096 code for a protein of 613 amino acids. Lineage: Eukaryota; Metazoa; Chordata; Actinopteri; Cyprinodontiformes; Goodeidae. The record is from RefSeq and is a predicted model, not a curated record. The transcript has 17 exons. Gene Ontology annotation, cellular component: plasma membrane.
GGGUCACCUUUUGUGCAAAUAUAUCAGCCAAGUAGACUGCCACUCGCGUCAGGUUUCUGAGAGAGAGAGAGAGAGAGAGAGAGAGAGAGAGAGGCGUUCAUUUCGCAGAGAGAGAGAGAUACGGAGAGGGAAAUCAGCGUUGGAGCAUUGAAAGAAGAGGAAGACUUACUACUGGGCCACAUUUCAAGAUUUUGCUCUUGAAAAUAAAAACAAAGUUACCACUUUUUCUUUGAAAAAAAGUUGAAGACGCGGUCAUGACCGGCAUAACGUUGGAACGCACGUCGCUCCUGUGCACCUUGCUCCUCUGGAUAUUUCAAGUUUGCAGUGGGGCUAUAACUGUGAAGGUGACUCCUAAGGUGGAGGUGAACAAAGGCGAAACAGCCAAACUGCCCUGUACCUACACUGGCAUAAAUUUACAAGAUGUUGUUGUUGAAUGGUACAUUGAGAGUCAGGGACUAAGAACACGAGUGGGUUUUCGUGAAAAUUCUGGAAAGCAAAUGAGCGACCCUGGCACUCCUCUUACCGGUCGAGUCAAUAUUGAAGAGAACCUCACCUUGAACAUAAUGUCUGUGAAACCCUCUGAUGAGCUUACCUACUACUGCCAGGUCACUGCUGGCAAGGAUGGAUCUGGAGAGGGUAGCACUAAGCUUGAAGUCUUUGUUGCUCCCCAGAAGCCAGAAAUCAAGAAACCAUCUUCUCAGGCCAUCUCAGUGGGAAACUCCGAGAGCUCAGAGAUCGGCACCUGCACGACAAUGAAUGGAUUUCCUGCUCCAAGGAUCAUCUGGUUCAAAGACAAUCAGCCCCUUCCUGAGGUCAAAGACAAAGGCGAGAAGACCUACAUGGUUCCCUCUACGGUCAGGGAGGCUUCGGGCCUGUACACCAUAAAGAGUGUCCUGUACAUGCAGCCCACGAAGGCAGACAAGGACUCUCUGUUUCAUUGUACUGUAGAGUACAGCUUGGCUGGAGAGCAGAACAAGAACAUCCAGAUGACAUCUGAACCCAUGAAAAUUGAACUUUACUAUCCUUCUGAAAAAGUGAUGUUUGAUCUUUUAAACGCUACUAAGGUCAAAGAGGGUGAUGAUGUCACCAUAAAAUGUGAGACCGAUGGAAACCCACAGCCUUCGUUUGAGUUUCUUAAAGAUGACAAACCCCUCAAUGGUAAGGACGGUCUUCUGACACUGAAAUCAGUCAAGCGUACAGAUUCUGGUAGAUAUUUCUGCACAGCCUUCGACUUCGACCACUUGGAUAUAGAGCUGAAAGCUGAAAAGGUCCUUGAUGUCAACUACAUUGACCAAAUGAGCGUGACCCCGAUUGGGCUUCAAGUUGUCAUGCUAGGAAACAAAGUGGAGUGGCAGUGUAAGACCAAGGCGUCUAAAUCCCACACUGUACAAUGGAAAAAGGGCUCCACUGUGCUUUCUCAAGAUGGCACUCUAUCAAUUGAAAGUGUUACCUAUGAUAACGCUGGAGGGUAUUUGUGUGUUGGAGCUGUUCCAGACGUCCCAGGACUAACAGCCCAGGCCAGUGUAAACCUGACUGUGAAAGGAAAGCCACAGAUUGAGCAUCCUGAAGAUGGGAAGGUGACAAAAGAGGGAGACGAAGUGACUCUGAAGUGUUCGGCCUAUGGUUUCCCCACCCCUCAGUUUACUUGGACGCCCUCAGGAAAAGAGUCCAUCUCAGUGGAAGAUAACAAGGUGGUAAGCACUGUGACUCUCCAAGCCACGCCUGACAUCAUGAAGGAUGGUGUGACCUGCGAGGUCUCCAACGAGCAUGGAAAAGAUAGCAAGACCCUCCUUGUAUCUGUCAAACGAGCAAACACAGCUGAAGUGCUGCUCUCUGGAAACCCUGUGCUUACGUCAGCCGACAAGCAGCAGGCAGGCUCCAGCACUGUGGUGGUGGCUGUGGUGGUCUGCGUUCUACUUCUUCUGCUGCUGGUUGCACUCAUCUACUUUGUGAGCAAGAAGACCACGUUUUGCAGCAAGAAGGACAAGAAGGAAGCGUCCACUGGACAGGUGAACAACAUUGUGGUGGAGAUGAAGACAGAAAAGGCCAAUGAAGAGGCUGGUCUUCUCAACAAAAAAGUGAACACAGAACAGUAAUCAAACCGGAUGACUGAAAUAACUCUGAGGGACGAAGGAAAAAGGAUGACAGUUCUGAGGACAACAGAACUUUUUUGGUUUCUGAUUCGUGGUUGUGAUGGGGACAACAAUCGGUGAUGCUGGGAGAUGGGUGCGUGUUCAUAGCUUCAAGGAUCCCAAUGAUUAACUUUAGCUAUGCUUGUUUUCCAACCUGGACUAGAACUGCUGGGUGGAGAUUCUUUCCUUUUUUGCUAAAUAAAAUUGUUGAAGAACUCCAUCCAAGUCACAGCUUCAAAAAGGCACAUACAAAAACACAAUGCUUCACUGGAUAACAUGAUUCCUCUUUUUAAUCACAAUGUUUCAUUACCCACUGUGUUUUGUUCUGUUUUGUGUCUUCAUUCAAUGAUUACACUGUUAAGCUUCUCUACUUUGGAGUGUGCGCUUAAAUUAUUUUCUGUCUGCUGGGGAUAUUGGAUAAAAGUAUAACCUACUAUCUUGUUCACCUCAAUAGAAAAGUUCCACUCACAUAAUGUAAUCCUUCAAGCGCACCAUUUGUCUGUUAAAUCUUUGCUUAAGAGUCUGUGUAUUUGCUUUACUGUUGUUUUACAGUGUUGUUGCCACCUGGUUAUGUUUUGUAUUUGUGUUUGAUAUUCAUGCAUAGCUUUUAAGAGAAACAGGCCAGGUAUUUAAUAACUCUCUUUAGAAUCAAUUAAUGCGUUAAAUUCAAUUCAGCUGACACCAAACAAGUUAGCAUUUAGGUUGUACAAAUUAGUUUUUCUUUACCAUUUCUAUCACAUCUAUGUAUAUUAAGUCAGUUUUCUGUUUUGUUUUGGGCUUUGUUUUGUUUUCUUUUGUUUUUUUGCUUUGCUAUUAUCCCUCCCUGUAAGUUCAAAGCAUUUUUCUAGUCAGAGAACUUGGUGAAAUUGGUUACUAACCUUAUGUUUCAUUUUUCUCGAAAUCUGGGACAGGCGUCACUCCAAAGUUGAGUGAGUUCUAGUUGCAAGUCAGAAAAACUGUGGAAUUAGCUUGGAAAUGUUGUGCUCAGUGACUAGGCUAACUACAUUUAACGGUAGGUACAAGCUGAUAAAAAUUUGUUUUUUGUCUUCUAUUUAAAGCAUUUAAUCAGAAAGAGGCUCACAAAUCAUACAAAUACAGUAGUUCCACUAGUUCAAUGAAAUAUAAGGUGUCAGAAGUGAAAAACAGCUACUCCCACAGAUUUAGCUAUGUUUUAUUUAUGUGCAGCAACUGUUUUGAAUAUGAGCUCAGGAUUGGCUAUGAACUUCUGGCUUUCCAAGUCAAAUCCAACUUUAAGGAAUGUUCAACAAUAUUUGUGUUAAACUAAAUAUUGUGAUUUCAGAGUACAAAUAGCUGCUGGUCAUGAUUUGUUGGAAUCGGUGUCUUUUUUUAGAUGCCAAAAAAUCAUUCUCAUAUCUUAAUUUUUUCCACACUUUGAACUCCAAAAUUCUGUCAGACAGUGUAAAACUCUAGCUUGUUCUUUUUCUAUUGCAGCAAAAUGGGAUUUUUAGGUGUUGCAGCACUCUAGCCAUGACUUCACCUGUUAAAAGGAAAAUGAGUUUUAUACAAGCAGGGAAGAUAAAAAAUAAGUGAGAGGGAAUGGGGUUGUUUUUAGAAUAUCAUGUUGUCAGUGUUUAGGUACGUAACUCAGACAUCUUUCUUUCACUCUCAGCAGGCCAAAAAAGGUUGGAUAGUUAAAUCUGUAUAUUUUUUACUUUGUUAUACACUGAAACUGAUAACCUUAAUAGUUUUCCUUAAAAAACACUGGAACUGAUAACCUUAAUAGUUUUCCUUAAAAAAUGUCACAUCAAACCACUAUCUGUGGCCAGAAGCAUUUUUAUUUUUCUGAUGUCUGUUGUAAUUGUUCGGCAGACCUGAGACUUUGAUCACUGUCUUUAUUAUUUUUUUUUCUUGCCAUGUUUUAUAUAUUAAUGCUGUGGUAUAUUAUUUGUUUUUUUGGAAAGGGGAUUUUUAAGUUUGGAACUACUGAAUUUUGUUUUUACACUUUUUCACUUGCUGAGAAAUUACUUGUUUGGGACUUUUUUUAAUUAAUAUUCUCAGUGCUUUACUUCUCUCUCUUUUUAUUGUAUACUGUAUAUUUUGUGGUAUAUUGUUUGUGAUCAUUGUGGUGUGUUGAUGUAUCUUGUUUUUUAUUUUUGUUUCAGCUGUUUAGAAUUUAUAAUGAAACAGAAAAGAAAACCCUCAAGAAAACAAAUUACAUCCCAA